GAUUCAGACUUCCAGGCAAUGAUCCAGGCCUGCACUGAUCUGGCCGACUCAUUUGAGAACUUUGAUGAUGACGAGGAGGAGGAUGAUGGUGAUUUCACUGAGUCGGAGGAUGGGGAUCUGGUAGCCAAGUGUGACAAGGAGACCAACACAGAAGGUGGAGACUACAAGCUGAAAGAAGUCCGACACAGGGCCCCUCACCACCACCACCAUCAUCAUCAUCAUAAGACCCAGCACUAUGCAGAUAGCCUCCGCAGUAGUACGAUCAGGCGGUCUCAGACGUUUUCCCCAACGUGCAGACAGCAGCCUCCUGGUUAUGUCUGCAAGCUGAAUCGCAGUGAUAGUGACAGUUCCAUCCCGCUGUACAGGAGAACUCCUUUCCAGAGAAACACGGUCAGCAGGCGGAGUUUACGCUGGAAGAGGGCUGAUGGGUCAGUUGGUGUGAUGCCAGUAACUGGGCAGCUCCCGUUCCGAACUUCUUUAGAUCUGGAGCUUGACCUGCAGGCCUCGCACACAAAACUGUCACACUUGGUGGAUGAGAUCACCAGGUUGAAGGAGCUGAAGCGGACGCUGGAGGAGUCAAAGAACAAAGGUCAGUGGGAGUUGCCAGAAUGGCUGUCAGAAAAUGAAAAGUUUCAUCGUUUGCUUUCAAUGGCUGAAAAACUGCAUCAUUGUGUGCAAGCAUCUUCAAGUGGUGAUCGGAGAGAGUACAUCUCAAAGCAGGACAAGAGAGCUGAACACCUUAUGAAGAAAGUCACCAAAGAUGUGCACAAAAUGAGGCGGGGCUCGCAUCAGUCUCGGAUGUUUAAUUUCAGAGAAAAGAUGGCGUUUUUCACAAGUUCCAACAUGGAUGUCCCUGUGAUACCCUCUGAUGUCCUGAAGUCUGUCUCAGCCUCUCGGAGGCCAUCCAGAAGUGACAGUGUGGAAGAAGGAGUUACAUCAUCUGUACAAUCAGCCGUCUCUGUCCAUUACUCAUCAGCUUCAGCACCGGUUGAGACAUUCAGCUGUAAGCCGGCCGGUUCUCAGACCCCCAUACAAUCUUCACCUUUGUUUUCCUCGCAGCCGUUGCCGCACAAUCAAAACCUGUCCCUGAACACUUCUGCUGCAUUGAGUUCACCUAGUAAUAACGCAGCGAGCAGCGUAGACAAAUCUCUGCUGUGCAAAGUAGAUUCACAUUCGAAAAUUAAUUCAACAGUUUCAUCUGAUCCCUCAGUGCAAAGUAAUAAUUCAUCAGCACACACGUUGUCAUCAACUGCUGAAAAACAGAUUGUAACGUCACAGGUGAUUUCCCAACAACAACACCCAACCCAUGAAACUGUUACCUCCUCACCGUUAUUACCCUGUGGUGGGGACACUGUCAGCCUGGGUGGGGAUCGAACCAAAGGGUCUGAUCACCCCUGGGCUCCUGUGACCCCGUUUUUCUUGGACAGUCGACUCGGAGAAGAAGUUUAA
Molecule: messenger RNA, 1449 nt
Organism: Candidula unifasciata
Lineage: Eukaryota; Metazoa; Mollusca; Gastropoda; Stylommatophora; Geomitridae
Source: the annotation of a GenBank genome assembly